Molecule: messenger RNA, 386 nt
Organism: Scaptodrosophila lebanonensis
Lineage: Eukaryota; Metazoa; Arthropoda; Insecta; Diptera; Drosophilidae
Exons: 2
Coding region: 12-293 (93 amino acids)
Source: RefSeq, a predicted model, not a curated record
UAUAGUAUAUUAUGGCUACACUAGAUGAUUAUUAUUAUAAAGUACGGCAGCGCCAUCCGAACAUUCAAAGCGAUGUGCUGCAAAUAUUUAUGAAUGCACAAUGCACGUCGCCGGAGCGCGCUCUUACCUUAUCUCAGAUACGUGCAUCUUAUAAGGAACUGACAGAAGAAGAAUUUCCAAUAAAAGGUCAAACACGCGUGCAGUUAAAUUUUUUGCUGACAAUUCCAUUUAUUUGCUGUUUUUCCACACCAAUUGGAACAUUGCGCUUAUUCAAGUUGGAGUUGACGGAGUAGUUAAUAUAUAAUGACAAAUAUUAAUAUACUUGUAAACAUUAAUUGCAACAAAUGAAAUUCAAUAUAGUCAGAAUAAAUUCAAAUGCAGAAUAA